GCCAAGGUCUGGAGUUUGAGCCUUUGGCCCUGGACUUUGAUGAGAAUUUUCAGCUGGUAGGAUCCGGUGAGAUCGAUUUUAUAUACAGCAAUCCUGCGGCCUACACCUGCAUGGCGGUGGAAUUUGGCGUACAGACGGUUGCAUCCCUCAUCAACUUCCGCAAGGGCAAUGCCCUGGGCAAGUUUGCAGGCGUGAUCUUUACACGCUGGGACUCUCCCUUCCAGACUGUGGAGGAGCUGAGGCAGGCCAGGAUUGAGGCCGUGAGCCUUUCCGGCUUGGGCGCCAUGCAGCUUCAGCAAGCAGAGCUACUGGAGCAAGGUCUGGACAUCAUGACUGACGUGCCGCGAAUCACGUUUGCCUUCAAUCAGAACAAGAUUGUGCAGGACGUCCAGAAUGGGGACGCCGAUGUGGGCUUUGUCCGGACGGAUUUGAUCGACAGGAACGUGCAUAAUAAUCUGACCAGAUGGGAGUAUUUCAAAGUAAUUGGCGAGAAGACGGAUGGCUCGAGCUUCCCCUUCGCUCGCUCAACUGAUUUUACUCCUGAGUGGCCCAUUGGAGCACUCACACAUGUUCCAGAUGAGAUCAGAGAGCAGGUUGGCAGAGCGUUGAUGUCCUUAGAUCGCUUCUCCUCGGAUCCGGCUCUGUCUGAGCCCGCUCUCCAGGGGAACUUUGCAAGCUGGACCUCGCCGAACAACUACUUCGGCCUGCUGGAGAUAUUGCAAAGGGUGCGGUAUUUUGACCCAAACCAGGGCAAGUGCUUGAGGAGCUCCGACGAGUAUACCGCCAUCUAUUGCCCUCCUGGCUAUGUCAAGAAAGCGCGGGACCAGGUGUUUUGCCCAGACUGCAAGGAGGGCUACUCGUGCCUGUGCUCUCCCUGUGCCAAGCUCAGGGAUCCUGAGUUUGUGCUCCAAGCCGAGCUGCUCAGCACGAGCUGGAAGGGCAACGUUGACGUUGAGAAAUUGGAGAACAGAACAUUUCUCGCAGAUAGCUGCCAGCGCAUGGCAACGUGUGUCCGUGUGAUUGCUGGCCAAAAGCUGAAGCUCGUUCUGCUGGACCAGAUCGGCGCCGACUCACGGGCCAAGAUCAAUGCGCCGCUUGUGGACACCGUGCGUUUCAGAAUGACCAACACGGAGCUGCCGAAGGAUGCAACUGUGCAGACUGCGUUUGUUGAGGGCCUCAGCACAGAGCAGUACAUCUUUGACACCGUGGUUCAGGGCAGCGGCACUCAAGUCAUCCAAAUCGACAUCAAUGGAGCUCCCGCUGCUAUGUCGCCGGUGAUCUUUGAGGUUGAGGAUCCGCCUCUUCAAGAGAUAUCUUGUCCCGUUGGUCACGAGGCCAGUGAGGAGGGCGCAUGUAUUGUGUGCCCUCCUGGCACUGUGUCUCUUGGCGGCACGGCGAAAUGCCGUCCCUGCGACCCGGGAACGAUGCAAGCAAUGGCCGGCCAAGGCAACUGUGAGGCCUGCAGCGUGGGGGAGUUUCAGCCCUCCAGCAACGCGGUGGGCUGCCUGCCCUGCGCCCGCGGCACCUCUAGCCGUGGCAAGACAGGAUCCCGUGACUGCAGUCCCUGCGAGCCGGGACAAGAGGCACCCUUCAACGGCAGUGAUCGGUGCACAGCCUGCAAGCGCGGCUUCUACAGCGAAGUGGAGGGUAGUGCCACUUGCGUUCCUUGCAGCGGCGGCAAAGGGACGACGGACCAAGGCUCCACCAGUCCUAGCAUGUGUGUUUGUUUGGCCGAGCGACGACCUGUAAGAGAUGCUGCGGGCUUUGAGAGCUGCGUGGACUGCGGCAACGGACUGAGCUGUCCGGGGCAGAGUCAGAGCUAUCAGAAGGAAGGGUUUUGGGUGGACGUUAUGGAUGAGCAGCGCAUGACGUUGGGGGUCUACCGGUGCCGGAACGACCUCGAGUGCCCCGAGGGGCCGCUGGGGACAUGCGCGCCGGGCCGCGAGGGCCGUGCCUGUAACAACUGCAUGCCCUGGCACCGCAAGGGCAACAAGGGUGCGUGUCAUCCCUGCGAAGGUUUGGAUAUACUACCUUUGGUGUGGGUGUCCCUGGGCAUGUUCGUGCUCAGCUGCCUUGCCUUUUUUUUCAUCCAGACCAACCUGGCCCGGUUGCGCUUAGGGCAGGUCACAGUGUUCCUCACCGCUGGGCAGGUCAUCAUGCUAAUGCAGUUGAUGGCCGCUGUGAAGAACCUGAACCUGGCAUGGACAGGCCCAGCCAUCGCUGUGGUUGAAGCCUUGUCCUUCCUGGCCUUCGACAUCAACUUCAUGAAUCUGGGCUGCGUGGUGUCCGCGGAUGGUGCUGUCCUGACCUUCGCUUGGCAGCUCAUGGCGUUCCCCGUCUUCUCUGUCUCCAUGUGCACGGUGUGGUGGUUGCUGGGGAAGGGUGGCAGAAGGCCCCUCAGGUUGGCAGACGCAUUCAACGUGAAUGGAUUGAUCCUGAUGACUCUGUUUGUGACCUUGACCAUUGUGUCCCUGCUGCCUUGGCAGUGCAUUUCCAACCCCAACGGCACCUUCAGCAUGCAGACGCAGCCCGGGGUGAUUUGCUUCCAAAGCGAUGAGCACUUUCUUCUCCUGAUCAUGUCCGCAGUGGGCAUUAUGAUGUACCCGGUACCAAUGCUGGCAGUGGCAAUCCACGCGACUGUGAUGUACCCGUCCUAUGUGUCCUCAGGAAAAGGCCUGCUGGUGGUGAAUCGGUACCGCUUCAUCUUCGAGCGCUUCCGUGCGAAGCGCUAUUUCUUCGGCGUGCUAUAUUUGUUCAGGAACACAUUUUUGGCGGUAAUCCCUGUCGCGCUAGCGAGCUACCCCAGCCUUCAGAUUUGUUCCUUGGCUUCGGUGAUGCUGGUGGGCAUGAUUGUGCAGGUGAAAUGCUGGCCCUGGCGCACGGAGGUGGCCAACUACACUGACAUGCUCUUCUCUUGCGCCGUGAUGCUGUUCUUGGUGUUCGCUGGCCCUGUCCUUGACUUUGAGACAGACGAGGACAAGGGCGCCUAUGCGAACUUCCUCUCGUGGUCUUUUGUCAUUGUCCUCGGCUUUGCCCUGGUGACAGCGACCACCGUGGCCUUCGUGUAUGUGACUAGACGGCUAAAUCCCAAGAAGGCGUACCGCAUUUUCCUAUCGCACCACAAAAGUGCUGCUGGCAGCCUUGCCCGCUUCAUCAAAUGCAUCAUGAACAAGCAUUCGCCCGACAAGGUGUUCUUGGAUUCGGAUGAGCUUCAGGAUUUGGACUCCUUGUUUGAGUGCGUUCGCAGCAGCGUCUCAUGGGUGGUGGUGCUGAUCACCCCGGCCGUCGCCACCCGGCCAUGGUGCAUCGGAGAGUUGUGCACGGCCUAUGUCAACAAUGUGCAGAUUUGCUGUGUUGCGUGCGACGGGGCCUGUCUUCUCCGCUCGCAUCGCGCGCAAGCGAUGGUGAAUGCAUGGACUUCAGACCAGUUCCAACCUCUCCUGGCCGCAGGCAUCAAUGAGCAGGUAAUCGAGUCGACGCUGGCUCAUUUGAACUCCUUGCGGCACAUUCCGUUCACUCGGCUUUCGAGUAUGGAGAAUCAGGAGACUAGCAUUCUGGACAUCAUGAAGUGCUGCGAGAUGAAGCGCCGGCACUUCGUGGAGUCUGGCACAUCAUCACAAACUGCGCGCGUCAUUAUUCUGACGCACACCCAGGCUGUGGAAGCGCUCUCCACCAGCAUGAUCCUCCAGAUGUUCCUCCAGCAGACGUUGCAGGAGGGUGUUCUGGCGCCCCGGCACCGCGAGCAGCUCAGGACGGCGUUCGCCAAGGCAGAGGUGGUAAUCAUCCUGCUGCACGAAGGCAUGCUUGUCGACCCAGAAUUUGCAGGCAUGAUGCUAAACAUCCAGGAAGAAGAUGGAAUGGAUGGCUCCGCCAGUGCCAGCGUCGGGGUUUCCCUCAGCAUGGGGAAGUCCUUGUCUAAUGGGAGCGAUCGAGCUACCAGGAGACCCCAGCUUUGGCAGAGUCUUGUCACUGUCAGUGCUGACUCCAGCUUCACCUUCCCAGGGCACGAGUUCUACUCAUCUCUGGCAGCACAAGGCCUGGGCAGUGGCAGUGAGUUUGAGCACGACGGCCCGAAGCUGUGCGACGCCUACAAAACGAUCUUUAAAAAGAUCGCCUUGCCCCUGAGUGCGCACGCCUCAGAAAGCUUGAUCGUCCACCAGGUGAAGGAAAUUAGCCAGCGUGUUGCCAGUGUGCUGGACGGCGGUGGGCUCAUGGGCAAAACUCUGACAGACAGAAUCCGGGAGCGGCGGAAUUCGCAGCAUUCAUCGGGAUCCCAAUCCCAAAGCAAGCGUCCUGCUCAACUCGACUGGUUGUCGCCACGCUCCGAUCUGGAAGAGAGCCGCAGUUUGGACAUCUUGCCGGAGUUUGGGCCUAUACCGUCCAUGGACAGCAGCCUAUUCCAAACUGGAGCCAGCGUUCCAGAAGAGGGCGUGUGUGCUGACGCUACCUCCUUGCAGGGAUUGGAUGAUGAGACUCCAGGCGCUCUGGGAGCCCUUUUCAUGGAGGAGCAACUUGAACGCCAUAGAUUCUGACGAUUCUAGAGUCCACCAAGUGGAUAUCCGGUGAAGCACUUCGUUGUAAUCGGCAUUGGCCAAUCCCAACGACCGUCAGUUCCGGCAAGUGCCGUUCACCGGUCGUUGACACUUGUCUCCCUUCCAGAGAGCGGGCGAGCGGGCACGCGAGCGGUCAUUCUGAC
Molecule: messenger RNA, 4696 nt
Organism: Effrenium voratum
Lineage: Eukaryota; Dinophyceae; Suessiales; Symbiodiniaceae
Source: the annotation of a GenBank genome assembly